AUGCUGGUCAAAGACCUAGCGGACCCGCCAGACCUUCGUCCGUUCGACAUGAAACUUGGCCGUCCAUUGCUCAGUAAGCGAAACUGGCAAAUGAUGACGUUGAUGUCGCUAAAAUUCGCGAACGUUCUUGUUAUCUCGGCGCGCUGUCUCUCUUCAAGAGUGUCGGCGCGCAAUCGAUAUGACCUUACAGAUGUGCGUUCGGAGAGCGUUUCCAUGCAAAUAGCAACAUUGAAAUCUGGGUAUGAGAUUAGCAAGCCCACGUAG
Molecule: messenger RNA, 264 nt
Organism: Plasmopara halstedii
Lineage: Eukaryota; Oomycota; Peronosporomycetes; Peronosporales; Peronosporaceae
Exons: 2
Coding region: 1-264 (87 amino acids)
Source: RefSeq, a predicted model, not a curated record